AUGCGUCUUGUCGACCUUCUCAGACCGCACGUUAAACCAUGGCAUGCACCACUCACUCUUCGCGCUUCGACAUGGCAAAUUUCAAGAGUACAUAGCGCCUCCCUCGAGCGCAAGGAGGAUGAGCCUACCAAGGAACAGUUAGAGGAGGCCUUGAAGCGAAAACGUAGGACGGAGUGGAAACGCCGCCAAGGUGGCCAGUCAUUCCUAGAUCAUACCAUAAUUCAUGUUCGCGGAGGCAAGGGAGGUGAUGGUUGUGUUGCCUUUCACCGCGAGAAGUUCGUGCCUUAUGGCCCUCCAUCUGGCGGAAAUGGUGGCCGCGGUGCAGACGUCUACAUUGUGCCUACUCCUCACCUCACCACGCUCUCCAGUGUUCCCACACGUAUCUACGGCCAAAACGGCGGCACUGGCCAAGGUACUUGGCAAAGUGGACGAAAUUCACCACCAUUGAUUAUUAAAGUCCCCCUUGGCACGGUCGUGAAAGAGCUCCCGGGAGACGACCCACGACGUAGCAAGGACGAGUACGAGGCAGAGGCAGAGGCCUUAGAAGGGCUUGAGUUCGAAGAGAGAAAGAAGAAGCUGCGAGAACGGCGCUGGGUCCACUACCCAGACUAUGAGGAGGUGAAUGUGGAGCGCGAUUCUUUCAAGGAUGCGGAGCGCGUCCUGUAUAAGGAAGAGAGAGAGCGAAGGUUCAUGAGAAGACGACGUGCUCUACAGCCGAUCCACCUGGAUCUGGACAAGCCCGAAGAGACUGUAGAGGCUGCGGAUCCGAAUGCGCCGCUUGGCACGCGACGUCACGAACCCAUGGGCCAUCUUAUCGCGUCCGGAGGUUCGGGUGGACUGGGAAAUCCUCAUUUUCUUACAGCGGUUAACCGGUCGCCGAAGUUCGCGACGAGGGGGUAUGAAGGAGAACGCGUGUCUCUAUUUCUGGAGCUCAAACUAUUGGCAGACGUAGGCCUCGUCGGGAUGCCAAAUGCAGGGAAGAGUACUCUUCUGCGCGCACUCUCUGGUGGGCGUGCUAGGCCCGAGAUCGCAGGAUACGCAUUUACAACGCUGAACCCGUUCGUGGCAGUUGUUCGUGUGUUAGACGACGGUAGCUUCGAAGGGUCGGUGGAGGGAGCGGUGUAUGACGAAACGUUCAUUGAAGAGCAGCGCGAGAAGGAGAUGAUGGAGAACGGGGCGCUCGCCGAUGCACCCACCCGCAACCAGCGACCACCCGUGAGCGAUAGCGUUUGGGACGAUCCAGAGGACCUUCUGGAAGCGUUCCGUUUCACCGUUGCAGACAACCCUGGUCUGAUUGCUGAAGCAUCAGCGAACGUUGGGUUGGGCCAUUCAUUCCUGCGGUCUAUCGAGCGCUCGCACGCGCUGGUCUACGUUGUCGACCUCUCGUCGCCUGCCCCUUGGGACGAUCUCCGAGUUUUGAGGGACGAGAUUGAGAAAUACAAACCUGGGAUGAGUCCGAAGGCCCGCAUGGUUCUCGCCAACAAAGCGGACUUGCUGGGUGGGUCCAAGGGACCAGAGGACACCGAAGCUGUGCAUGAGGCGCGGGCGAAGUUGAAGAGGUUGGAGGACUUUGUCGCUCUGGAGAUGGCCAUCCAGAAUCAAGAUGCUAGUGGUAACAUCUACGGAGAGCGAACGUUGGAUGUAGUGCCCAUAUCAGCAAAGUACAACCAGAACCUGCAGAAGGUGGUUAAUCUCAUGCGGGGAUAUGUAGAAGAGGCGAGACGAGGUGCGGAGAGUCCAGUUCCAUCUCAGAUUGACCGUGACGUGCAGGCAAUCAGAGCAUCUCUAUAA
Sparassis crispa is the source of this 1791-nucleotide messenger RNA. RefSeq lists its product as uncharacterized. NCBI's taxonomy places the organism in Eukaryota, Fungi, Basidiomycota, Agaricomycetes, Polyporales, Sparassidaceae. The transcript has 3 exons. The coding region runs from base 1 to 1791 and encodes 596 amino acids. The record is from RefSeq and is a predicted model, not a curated record. Gene Ontology annotation, cellular component: mitochondrion. Gene Ontology annotation, molecular function: GTP binding; GTPase activity.